Messenger RNA from Prunus avium (sweet cherry), 2300 nucleotides. NCBI's taxonomy places the organism in Eukaryota, Viridiplantae, Streptophyta, Magnoliopsida, Rosales, Rosaceae. The record is from RefSeq and is a predicted model, not a curated record.
GAUCUUGACUACGCUAAAAUCCCAAAGGAGAUGAGACAAUUCGAAGUCUCUAAAUCAAGGAAAGCAUGCUCAUCAAAAGAUAAUCCAAUGUGGGUUGGAUCAAAACCCAUUCAUAGUCACCAAAUUAGUCCAAAUGUAUGCUGAUUUUGAUGAUUUGGUGUCUUCCCGGAAGUUGUUUGACAACUUGUUAAAACCAAAUGUCUUUGCUUGGACCUCAAUCCUGGGAUUCUAUUCAAGGCACAGAAUGCAUGAAGAAUGUGUAGGAGCAUAUGUUGAAAUGAUUUUGAAUGAUGUUUUGCCUGAUGGGUAUGUGUUUCCUAAGGUCUUAAGGGCAUGUGCACAGUUGUCGUGCUUGAAAGUGGGAAUUGUGGUUCACAAAGAUGUGAUUAUAUGUGGGGUUGAGCUUAAUCUUCAAGUUUGCAAUUCAUUGAUAGAUAUGUAUUCGAAAUGUGAGGAUAUUGGGAGUGCUAAAAGGGUUUUUGAUGAGAUGGUGGGAAGAGAUUUGUGGUCAUGGAAUUCAAUGAUCUCAGGAUACGUAUGUAAUGGGUUGCUUGGAUUGGCAGUAAAACUAUUUGAUUGUAUGAAUUUGGGUGGUUGUGAGCCUGAUAUUGUCACUUUGAAUACAGUAAUGGAUGCUUAUUGCCGAAUGGGGCACUGUAACAAGGCUAAGAGAAUCUUUGAACAGAUUAAGGAGCCUAAUAUCAUUUCAUGGACCACCUUGAUAUCAGGAUAUUCAAGGAUUGGGAGUCAUGAAGCAUCCUUGAGGAUUUUCAGGGAUAUGAUAGGAAGCAGCAUGGUUGACCCUGAUUUGGAUUCUCUUUCUACUGUCCUUGUCUCCUGUCGGCAUCUGGGGUCUUUGCUAAAUGGAAAAGAAAUUCACGGUUAUGGGAUAAAAAGGGAAUCUGGCAUUGCAUUUUACCACUCAGCUGGCCCUGCAUUGUUGACAAUGUACGCCAACUGCCGUAGAAUUCAUGAUGCUACAAAUGUAUUUAAAUUAAUGAACCCAGCCCAUGUUGUUUCUUGGAAUGCCAUGAUUCUUGGCUUUAUUGAUUUAGGACUGGAGGAUUUGGCACUUGACAGUUUCAGAAGAAUGCAAAGAGCACGCAUCAACGUUGACCAAACAACAAUAUCCACGAUCUUGCCGGCGUGCAAUUUGAAAUUUGGAAAACAAAUUCAUGCCUUCAUUAGGAAAAUUAGUUUUGAUUUGGUUGUUCCGGUGUGGAAUGCACUGAUCCACAUGUACUCUAAAUGUGGAUGCAUUGGUUCUGCAUACUCUGUAUUUUCCAACAUGAUCAAUAGGGAUUUAGUGUCAUGGAACUCAAUGAUUGGAGGCUUUGGAAUGCAUGGGCAUGGAAGAGCUGCUCUUCACCAUCUCAAAGAGAUGAAUCAUUCAGGGAUUUGCCCCAAUUCUGUAACUUUUACUUCUGUUUUGUCAGCUUGUAGUCACGCAGGUCUUGUGGAUGAAGGCCUUCAAGUCUUUCACAGUAUGAUGAAGGAGUACGGCGUCAUCCCCAGCAUGGAACAUUAUGCUUGCAUUGUUGACAUGCUGGCACGUGAUGGUCAACUUGAAGAUGCAGUUAGUUUUAUUCAUAGGAUGCCUUUGGAGCCUGAUAAGUGUAUUUGGGGAGCUCUGUUAGCUGCCUGCCGAGCCCAUCAAAAUGUUAAUGUUGCAAAGCUUGCUGCUGAACAAUUAGUCCAGUUGGAACCGGGAAAUGCCGGGCACUAUGUCACCCUGUCAAAUAUAUAUGCAAGAGCUGGAAGAUGGGAUGAAGCUGUACGAGUGAGAAAGCAAAUGGAAGCCCAAGGAUCGGUGAAGCCAUCUGGAAAUAGUUGGUUUGAAUGCGGAAACGGGACAAAUGAAAUAUCUAAUGAAUAGAAGUAUGGAUACUUUGUGUUCAAAAGCUUUGGAUGAGCUUGGUCCUAAUACUUAAUCCCAUGUGACCGGCCUUCAAUUUGUACAACUAAUUAAUUAGGCAGGAUUUUGCGAAUUCAUUCGGGGCACUUGAGGGCAUAAUGAUAAGCCAAGCAAGGCCCAUCCCAGGAACCCAAAAUGCACAAAUAAAAGGAAUGUGAGUGAGAUAGAGAGAGAGAAGGGUCAAAAGCCAAACCAUGUAAGAGCGAGAGAAUGGUAAGUGCAAGCGCAAUGUGUGUUGUGCAACCCAAAAUCCUCUCCUCUCUUAUGGGAAACUGCCUCCAUCAGUCAAAGCAGCCUGCUCACCAACUUUUCCGCUUCAACCCUGGUCCUGGUCCUUCACUUUUGUACUUCUUUAAUUUUUGGUUAUUGAUAAUAGUAUUUCUGA